Messenger RNA from Cercospora beticola, 2016 nucleotides. RefSeq lists its product as uncharacterized. Lineage: Eukaryota; Fungi; Ascomycota; Dothideomycetes; Mycosphaerellales; Mycosphaerellaceae. Gene Ontology annotation, biological process: RNA processing. Gene Ontology annotation, molecular function: RNA-3'-phosphate cyclase activity. Gene Ontology annotation, cellular component: nucleus. The record is from RefSeq and is a predicted model, not a curated record.
CUGCCGGCUGCCUCUCAGGAUGAGGAAAUCAAUGUGUGGCGGAGCUUUACAAUGCUGAAUUGCUGCUUUGGAUCACCGCGCGUGAGUCACGGGCCUCAGCCUCGAUCCAGCGUAUCAAAAGGUCAUUGGUAAAGCGAAUGCUAUGCUUCAACUACUUGUCUUGCGCCUGCCAUUGAAGAAAGUGGCGGCAAAAACACUGAUCACAGCACAGCACUGCGGCUGACGACCAUCUUUUCGUGACCAUGCCAAGACAUGGAGCAAGAUCAAAGGAGUUGUUAAAACUGGACGGGCGAACACUGGAAGGAGGAGGUCAACUGCUUCGUAUCGCCUUCUGUUUAUCAGCACUCACUGGCACGCCAGUCCAUAUUCAUGACAUACGAGGAGGCAGAAGCGGCGGCGGCGGCUUGAAACCACAACACCUAGCAUGUGUCCAAUGGCUUGCGCAAGCAUGCAAUGCUCGUCUCUCCGGCGCAGGCAAGGGAAGCAAGACUCUUACCUUCACACCCGGGACUCUCGAGAGUGAAGUGCCGGCAGUGUUCAAGAAGAUUUCCAAGAACGAAGAUGGCCAGUUUUACGAAUGUCAUCUUGAUAUUGGCACCGCAGGCAGUACUGGUCUCGCCCUCCAGGCCAUACUACCUUUCGUUCUGUUCACGCACCUCCCCACGGAAUCUCCCAUGUAUCUGCGUAUCAGUGGAGGCACCAAUGUUUCUGGCUCGCCAUCGUACGAAUACAUCAAGCAUGUGCUUCUACCAACACUGAGGUCCAUCGGCUUUCCAGAGAUCGAAUCAGUCCUGGCGAAACGUGGGUGGAGCCAAGGCGGUACCAGAAUAGGCAACUUCACGCUCAAGAUUCCUGCUCGACUGGAAAUCACACUGCCCGCAUUCCAAUACAGGCCACAGAACCUCGAAACCAAGCCGCUGGAGCCGAGCAAUCUUCGUGCAAUCUUUAUUGGACCAACGAGCUGUCAUGAGCACUUCCGCAAGGUGCUUCUGCCCGCCGCCUCGCACCACUUUGGAGAUUCCAUAUUAUCCGACAUAGGUUCGAAAGCCUCAAACAAGCUCAUCAUCGAGUGCGAGAACAGUCAGCAUGAUAAGCGCAUGUACUUCAUACUCGUUGCGACUGUCCCCCGCCCAGAUGGCCAAGGAUCAUAUACGCUCGGCAGAGACUGGCUUUACCAGCGCAAAAUCUCAAGCCAUCAACGAGCAACAACUGAAAUGGUUGAGAAGGUUACGAAUGACCUGGCAAACGAAUGGGCUUCCGGUGCUUGGGUCGACGAGCACAUGCGGGACCAAUUGGUCAUUUUCCAAGCUCUAGCGAAAGGACGAUCUGAGGUCUUCGCAGGUUGGGAUCUAGAUGAGAGUGAGCAGUUGAGGGAGCCCAGUCUGCAUGCAAGGACGGCUGAAUGGGUUGCAAAGCAAUUGCUUGGCGUGACAUUCGAUGUUGAGGGCAGCUGCGAGGGUAUUGGAUUUGAUGGGAGUAGGCGCGAUGAGGCAGAUGUGGCCGCUGGAAUUGCAAGUCUUGACCUGGGCUGAACUUGAUGCGCACAGAUGCCUCGGAACACAUGACUGCUCUUUGGAUGUAAGGCUCAGAGUGAGGCUGAGUUGCAAACCCCAUCUGCACACUGCACAGCGUCGGAUGACACUCAUCCAGAUGGUAGCAGUUGUUGCACUCAGCACUUUCAUGGUGCCCUCGUAAGAUCUCAGGUCACAAGAUCGAAGAUUGAGAGGCCGAGACCGCGAAGUCACUGAUGCCCAGUCUAUUCUGGUGCUCCUGCCGGCAUCAAGACCAGCAUCUUCGGUCUUCCACAUUCGGUGGUACGAGUGUCAGCCGGCAACCUGGUGAUGUCGAUGCCGGUCGCUCGGCGCAGCGUCGUCGUUGCUUUGGAGGUCGCCAUUGGACUGUAGAGUACAAGUCAGAAUCCAUACGGCGGUUCCAGUUCGAGUGCGACCCGCGAAUCCGUUGCAAGGGCACACAGAUAAAUAAAUGUUUGAAGAACUUUGCGACUCCGCGAAACUU